Diplodia corticola is the source of this 2064-nucleotide messenger RNA. Its product is annotated as ran-binding protein. Gene Ontology annotation, biological process: cytoskeleton organization; cell surface receptor signaling pathway. Bases 1 to 2064 code for a protein of 687 amino acids. Gene Ontology annotation, cellular component: cytoplasm. The transcript has 6 exons. Gene Ontology annotation, molecular function: protein binding. The record is from RefSeq and is a predicted model, not a curated record. Lineage: Eukaryota; Fungi; Ascomycota; Dothideomycetes; Botryosphaeriales; Botryosphaeriaceae.
AUGACGAACCGCUUCCCUCACAUCCCGGGCGACGCUCCUCACGCUUCGCUCACCACCACCCCCGGCGUCGGAUCAACUAUGUUUCGCCGGUCAUCGUACGCCUCUGUAGCCGCAGGCACGGCAAACAGCGACAGCGCACAGCCCUUCGCCCAACCCACUCGCUCAGGCGCCUUCUCCCACCUCCUCAACCAGUACUCCUCAUCCCAUCACCAGCCGCGCAACCAUUCCAGAAACCCGUCUCGCGGCAUGGACAUCGACGGCCACGGCAGCCUAUCCGGCUCCUACCGCGGCGCCAACCCGAAUUUCAGCGCUUCCUACGGCACCGCCAUGGACGCCUCCACGCCACCCUUCUUCGUCCCCUCCUACCUCAAGGGCUCGCGCCAUGCGGAGCGCCUCGAGGAAGCCCACAAAGCGCGCCUGAACGCCCAGCGCGACGCGCGCUCCUCGGGCACCGGCUCGCUCUCGAGAAGCUCGUCCAGUGCCAACCUGCACAAGAUGGUCCCCUCGCACCGCGGCAUGACGCACGACAUCAUCGAACGCGCACCCCCGGCUACAUACACAGAGGAGAAGGAGAGAUCUUGGCCGACGCGUUGGAACGAGGAGGACAGGUCCGCAGGCCUCGAGCUGCUGAGGGAAGGCUUGGACGUCAAGUGCGGUUCCAUGAGCAAAACCCAUGACGAGGCGCUAUCGGUCAGGACAGACCAUCCCAUGCCCAGGCAGUGCGGAAUCUACUAUUUCGAGGUCACGGUUGUCGGAAAGGGAAAGGAAGGGUUGAUUGGCAUCGGAUUCUCGGGACCAAAGGUCGCGCUUCACAGAUUACCAGGCUGGGAACCUGAUUCCUGGGGAUACCACGGCGAUGAUGGAUACAGCUUCUGCAGCACGUCCGCCGGCAAGAGCUAUGGGCCGAAGUUCUCGAUGAACGACGUCAUUGGCUGUGGAAUCAACUUCAGGACGAACGAGGCUUUCUUUACAAAGAACGGCCAUAGAAUCGGAACUGCUUUCAGAAACAUCCCAGUUAGCUUGGACCUCUAUCCUUCGGUUGGCGUUAAGAAGAAUGGCGAGCAUCUACGCGCGAAUUUCGGACAAGAGCCCUUUGUUUUUGAUAUUGAUACCGAGUACAAGAAGGAGCAGGGCGCCAUACAAGCCGACAUUAGCCGUACGAGUGUGGCAUCCUUAAAGCCAGGAGCGGAUGAAACAGCAUUGAUCCACGAGCUAAUCGCUCAAUAUCUCGCCCAUGACGGCUAUGUCGAGACUGCCCGUGCAUUUGCAGCAGAAGUACGCGAGGAGUCUCGGGCGCUCACUACAGGAGGUCCUUCGAAUGUCAGAGACCUUGAGCCCGAGGAAGACAUCGAUGCCAUCAACCGCCAGAAAAUACGUGCAGCAAUCCUUGAUGGGGAUAUUGACAAGGCUCUGAAGCUUACAACUGCAUAUUAUCCGACGGUUCUCCAGGAUAACGAGAACAUUUACUUCAAGCUUCGCUGCCGCAAAUUCAUCGAGAUGAUCCGGAGAUGUCAAGAACUGUCAAACCCACCUAGCAAGGGCGGGUUCAGAAGCAAUGCUGGAAACAACGGCUACUCCAACUCUGGUUAUGACGACGUGUUUGAUGGUCAGAUGGAGCUCGAUGACUCGACUAACAAUGUCAAUAAUGCAAACAACGGCGAAAGCAUGGACAUCACAGGAAGCGACGCGCUCAAGCUCAACGAGUUGCUCGGCGAAACUCUGCAAUAUGGCCAAGAGCUAAGGGGGGAAUUCAGUGGGGACUCCAGACGCGAAGUUAAACGGGCGUUGGAGGACACUUUCGCGCUCAUGGCAUAUAGCGAUCCCAAGCAGAGCCCGCUCGCAUACAUGCUGGACCCCGACGAGAGGACUCCGGUAGCGGAGGAGCUCAACAGCGCCAUCCUUGUGAGCUUGGGCAAAUCAUCGAGUGCGGCAUUAGAGCGCCUUGUCCAGCAGACAGAGGCGCUCGUCGAGAAAUUGGCUGAAGACGGCGGACCAGGUUCCUUUGUCAAUGUCCGCGGCGACUAUCUCGGUGCACAUGAACGCGAAAACGAACGCUACCUCUAA